CACUGGAGAGCAGCAGUGGUCCAGCCCCUCAGAAUCUGUAAAGCAUCACAGGAGUCUCUGGAUAAAGACCAGCUUCAGGAGCAGGGCUAGGAGACAGAGGAUUUCUGCUCAGUGAUAAAACAUGAAACAGAUGUGAGGAAGCAGUAUGGAGCUCAAGAGAGGCAAGACCUUCAUAAAAUCCAGUGUGCAACAUGAGAAAGUGCCACCAGUACAUGCAGCUCCAACCAACAAAGAUGAGAUGGGCAAAGACAAAAAGGCAGCUCUGGAGGGAAACCAAAGUGUGGCCGAAGUCCAGCUGGCAUGUUUGGCCACACACAAGAACUACAGAUUUUCUACCAGAGCAGCAAGGAAUGGAGCUAGUGGUCACAACCUGGAAAAAUCAUCUGGCUCCUCCUACAAGCUUGUAAGGAAGAGUAAAACCCAUGACUGCGUUGCUGAGGCGGACAAAACAGAGAACAGCAGCCCCAGCAGCAGGGCUUGUGAGGAGGGCUUGGUUGGAAAGGGCAAGGGCCGACUGGUCAAUAGCAUCAGCUUUUCAGGGAUGUCCAGCUCCAGCAGUAAGAAGGAGUGUGUGGUCAGCCCCAGCCAGUCUGCGUGCAGCAGUCAGAUGAUCGAUUACAGGAACUUUGUGCCACAGAUGCCUUUUGUACCAGCUGUUGCAAAAACUAUUCCCAGGAAGAGGAUUUCCCUCAAGAGAUCUAAGAAAGGGCUCAGAGAUAUAUUUCAUAUAAGAAAAAAUAAACCAGACAGUUUUUCAUUUCUGGUGGAGAAGGACAAGAACCUAGCCUCUCCAGGCUGCAAGAGUGAGUUAUCUGGACGUCUAGCAAAGUAUCUUUUCAAAACUGGAGAAACUUGUGCAGCUGAUUGCUUGUCACAGGACUGCUCAGACAGUGAACUGCAGUCUGACUCCUCCUACGACUACUGCAAUGCCCUGUGUGAAGAUGUUGCCUCCCUGAAGAGCUUUGACUCCCUCACUGGCUGUGGGGAAAUCUUUGCUGAUGAGAGCUCUGCUCACCUGGAGCUGGAGAACAGCAAAGACCUUCUGCUCAGGCGAAGCAAGCACAAAGACAGCCCUGGCAUGGGCUCCUUCCAAGGUGGGGUGGAGCAGCUGGCCUCUCCUGGCCAGAAUGAGACAGUGGAAUUUGCAAAGUUUUGGGACAACAUCAACAAAUCAGUAAGGCUGCAUCAGAGUGCUCUCUUUGAAAAGAAGUUACUGAAGAUACCUGGUUCUGACGCAGAAAAGGAUAGAAGUCAGGCUGCUGUACUGGUCACAGACCCCCAAGUGUCACCUGAUAAAGAAGGUGACAAUUCCAAAGCCAGCUCCACAGAAACAGAAACACCAAAAAGUGAAAACCAGGAAUCCACAUCCACGAGUGAUGAAGGCUACUAUGAUUCAUUCUCUCCUGGACAAGAGGAUGAACUAAAGGAAGCUCAGACCCCUGGUGUCCCAGGUAGAUUUCCAAGAGACAGCUACAGUGGAGAUGCCCUUUAUGAGCUCUUCUAUGACCCAAAUGAAGUCAAAGUAAACCCUAUCCUUGAUGAUGACUUGUGUGCCUCUGAAAGUGUUUCAGAGCAAGCCAUUGAAAUCCCUUUGUCCAUUUACAGCUUUCAUGUUGGAGCUGAGGAGAACAUGGCUUCUCAACCAACUCUAGACAUCAUUAGCCAGGGUUUUUUUCACAGCACAUGGAAAGGCAAAGAAUGUUUGCUAAAGCUCUGUGAUACUGAGCUUUCACUGACCAUGGGGAUAAUAAACUGGCUACGAAAACACUCCGGACUCAUCUCCUCCCCUGACUCCCUUCAGAGUCCUCAAUCACAGCCAGAAAAAUCUAAUGAUUCAUUGAUCCUGCCCAGUCACAGUCCAGAGCAGAAAGGGAGCACAGAAGCUGAGCAGGAGACACCAGGCAAGGGUGAAUCUAAUACAUUUAAUGUAUGUGUGCCUUUGGAGCAAAGAAACCGUUCAACCCAGGCCUCUUCAGUAAACAUUGCUGGAAGAGAUCACAACCUGGACUCAUCUGAUCUGGAUUUCCAAGGAAGAGAAGGGAGUCACCACACGGACUUAUCUGCAGUGCCUGGGACUGUGGAAACCACCAGAUCAUCAAGUUAUGCACCACAAUCACAGACUAACAGAGACAAUCUGCAGACAUCUUCAACUGAGAAUGAGAAGGUAGCAGUUUCCCUGGGAUGUGAAACAACCCAAGAUAAAAACCCACUGCUAGAAAAGCUGAACAGAGACAGCUUCUCCCUGAGCUCUGAAAAUCCUUCAUUAGAUGAUAAUCAGGAAGUAGAAUCAUGUUACUCCUACAAGACUGCUGCGACUUCACUCCGAGAUCCCCUUGAGAGGGAAGACAGAAAUAAACCAAUGUAUCACUCUCUCUCUAUUUCCUGUGAUAAACCAGCCCAGCCUCUAACCCUCAAUCACUUCCAGAGCUACAUGAGCCCCACACCAACAGAGAGCAGCACUAACAUAGUGCAGCUCUUAGAGCACUGUGUGACACAGGUGGCAUCAUUAAAAAUCAGCUAUGAAAACAAGCACCUGGAAGACAAAUACAUCGGGAAUGAAAUGAACAGUAUCAUUCAUAAGAUGUCUCAGUACAAAAACAAGUUAUUGCUGCACAAUGAAUGCAGCUGCAUUGCUCAAAUUCCAGAAUAUCCCAUCAUUCCUAGCACAAACCAAUACAACUAUGAGACAAAUUUCCAGACUAGCAGUCCGUAUCAUUUGAAGCAAAAUGGGAAGCAAAUUUGCUCUGAAGAUCAGAAAAGCAGAGCAAAAAUCCUAGAUGAGGUUACUCAAAGCAAGAUCAAUUUUGAAUAUGCCCAGCUGAAUAAUCAAGCUCUUUCCUAUUUAAAGGACUUUGGUCUCAGUCCAAGUGACUCUGGCCCUGAGACAUCUCUUAGUAGACCAACAUUUUUACCUCUCUUUAACUCUGUCUGCCCAGACAUAGCUGGUACCUUCUCACAGGGCUCACACAGCACGGCUGUCUGUCUGUCUGACCCUGUGCAGCCUGAGGAGGCCCAGCAGUGCUGCCCAGGACCCUGGAACUGUGCAGAGAGCCCCUGCCAUGGCCUGGCUGCAGGGACUGCUCUGUCCCCUCUCCUAGAGGCAGUGGCUCGGGAUACAGCUUUGACAGCCAGGAACCACCAGUGACACACCUGCAUGGAGAAGGUACAACAUUGAAGAAUCUGUUUGUAGAAACGGAUGCACCCCCAACACAGCAUAGCGUGGCAGUUCCAUGACACUAUACCAAGAUGAUAAUCAACGAGGGUUUCUCUCUGGAGAUCUCACUGGAAGUUUUACAGGAGAAAAUAAUGCCAGUCUGUUGAAAUGACAGGCACAGUUAGGAGUUCUGGACAACCACAUGCCCCUUAAGCCACAGUUGCAGAUGGCUGGUAACUAAUACUCUUUUUUAAAAACAAAAACAAACCCAAGUUCAGUAUGAUUGUGAAAGAAUUCAUGCCAUGAUAAGGUUUAAGAAAAAAAUUAUAGCAUACUUCUGUCAUAUCAUGCCACACAACAAUUGAAAAUAUCACUAUAUUUUUAAAACACAGGUAUGUGCAGAAUGAGCUUUCAUUUGGGAAGCUGUUAUGAAGAGGUAAAAUAGUUUUCUCUUGUACUAUUUUUUCUUUAAUUUUAGAGAAAAGCAUUAUAUAUUUUAUGGCAACAAAGCCACAGGGUUCUAGUGCAGAUUACACUGGUAUGGCAAGAUACUGCCUAGGAAAAGGUAUUUUUUAAAAAACCAAAAAUAUCAGGAAGUGGACUAUAGUAUGCCCUAUAUUGUCCGAAAAUGCGUGUUUGUCAUAGCAGAAAUUGCGAGUAGAAUAAUGAGUUAUAUGUGAAAAUCACCAUUAAAAAGAUAAAUUGAUUCCAUUUUAAAUGAGAGAAAACAUGUUCUUAAUAUCCAUUAUUACAGCUGCACUUAACCCUAUCUGAAGUUUUCCUUUUCUAAUGGAAAAACUGUUCUCAAAGUACUAGACAAGAUAUGCUGUUAACCCAGUUUCCAUUUUUUUUGUGGCUUUCUUGGAGUUAGUUUAACAAUCAUUUUCAUACCUCAGUUUGAACCUGGUCCUGACAGUCUUAUAUUUUGAGAAUAAAUGGGAAAACCCGCUAUGCUUUGUAGAUGAAAUCUGAUGAUUAAAUGGUCCCCUCUGGCCAUGGUGUGUUUAUAGAGACCUUUACAACCUCUUUGUAAGUAUCCUGCCUUGGACAGUAUUUAGGGGUGGUAUCUUUGCCCUGAGAUUUGCUGUCAUGGGGAAAAGUGGAAGAAGGAUAUGAGGCUGGGAACUUCACCAAGGGAAAACUACCUUAGAUUAAAUGCCUGAAUUUUGAUGUCAAAAGUUAAUUUCUACCUUAGAUCAUUAAUAAUGUAAAGAAUAUAUAUAUAACCACAGUAUUGAAGAGAUGUCUGCAUUUUGCAGAAUCUGGGUUUUAAAAUGCAUGAUAUAGAAGGACUAGGAAGCUAUAAAGUGAAAUCACUUCCCCUAGCUAUUGAGCUUUUUCAGUAUUACUCGACACUUAUGAAGAGGAAAGCUUCCCUCUCCAAUGCUCCAAGACUGCCAGCAUAAAUCAACUUUGAGAAUGCACUCAUUUUAUCACAAGUAUAUCCUGAAAAUAUAGAUUAUAAGCAUCGAAGACCCUCUUUCAUGGAACACAAUAGUAUUUCUGAAGACUGCUUUGAAGUUGUCAUUUAACCUACAAAAGCCUGAAAUGCCAAGGAAUUCGUCAUACAGGCAUUUUCCCCUAAAAUACUAAGAGACAUAUUAGAAUUGAGUUAACCAAAUAAUAAUAAACAUAAGGCUUAAUAUUCCAGCAAUAGAUAGUGUGUACAAGAAUUAAUUGUUCCUGACACAAGUGAUCCCUUUCCUUUUGCAAUUACCACAGUAGCCUCCUUCAGCUCACCAACAUCUCUUGUUAUGAAGAGCCCAGAACCUCGAGGACCAGAGGCAGAAUUUCUUCUCCUUGCAGCACACUGCACAUCUGUUCCCUGGGUUUCAGGCGGAGUAACCGACUUCAUUGAGGAAAACAAAGGCAACAGGAUAUCAUGCUCCCACAUACCAAAGGAGACAGUAUUUCAGUGGAGACUAUUCUUUUCCCCACCCUACAGGCACAGAGCAACAAAUGAUUUGUCUAACUUUAUUUACCUCCAGGGUGUCUUUCUACUGCUGCUGCUCUUCUCCCUCUAAGCCCAUCUCAUAUGUUACAGCUAACCAGCCUCCCCUGCUGCUGUCUGCAAACCAGAGGGAAAAGGUGCAGACAAGACAGAUGACUUUUACUGCUCUUACGUAGGUUCAGCAUUGACAUAAAUAGCCUGUCCAGGUCCCUCUGGAUGGCAUCCCUUCCCUCCACCAUAUUGAUUGCUCCAUAUAUCUUGGUGUCACUGGCAAACUUGCUGAGGUGCACUUGGUCCCACUGUCCAUGUUAAACAGGGCCAGUCCCAAAGCCAGCCCUGGAGGAAUGUCCCCUGUCACUCUCCAAUUGGACAUCGAGCUUUUGGCCACCACACUUUGAGCGUGGUCCUUCUACUUUGCAGUUAAAAGCCAAGGAUGUCACGUGGGACAGGGUCAAAUGCUCUGCACAGGUUCACAUAGAUGUGACUUGCUCUCCCCUCAUCCACUAGUGCUGUAACACCACCAAAUUUGUCAGGCAUUAUUUGCCCUCACUGAAGUCAUGCUGGCUGUCCCAAUCACUUCCAGUGUUUUCUACAUGCCUUCGCACAGUUUCCACAAUGAUCUGUGUCAUGACCUUGCUAGGCACAGACUGACUGGUCUGUAGUUCUCCAAAUCUCCCUUUUUCCCUUUUUAAGGAUGAAUGUUAUGUUCCCCCUCUUACAAUCAUUGGGAACUUCACUGGACUGCUGUGACUUCUCAAAUAUGAUUGAUAGUGGCUCAUCCACUUCUUCCACUACUUGCCUUAGGACCCGCAAAUGACUCUCGUCAGCUUCCAUGGUCCUUUGCACCUUCAGGUGGCUUAGAUGUUCUUGAACAUGAUCUGCUGCUACAGUGCACAGCUCUUCAUUUUCCGAGUCCUUUCCUUUGCCUUCUGAGACUCAGCCAGUGUGGCUGGAGCGCCUGUUGGUGAAAACCAAUGAAAAAAGUUCUGAGUAACUCAGCCUUCUCUGCAUCCUGAGUAACCAGGCAUAAUGCUUCCUUCCAGACAGGGCUCAUCGUUUCCCUAAUCUUUCUUUCAUCACUGACAUACAUAUGGAAGCUAUUCUUGGUGCCCUUCAUGUCCCUGACCAGAUUGAAUUUUAUCAGGACUUCAGCUUUCCUCACCUAAUCUCUGUCUGCUUGGACAGUGCUGGCGAGAACAAUUUCUCUGUAUUGCUACCAGACUACCUUUUCUUGCUUCCAUCCUCAUUGACUUAUUUUUUUGUGUUUGUUCAGGAGCUUCUUGUUCAUCCGUGCAGGUUUCCUGGCCUUUUUACGUAUUUUCUUCUUUUUUGGGUUGCAUUUCUCCUGAACUUGGGGAUUACCCUUGAGUAUCAAUCAGCUUUCUUGGACCCCUCUUGUCUCCAGGGCUUUAAGCAGAUCCCUCCUUAAGAGGCCAAAAUCUGCUCUCCAGAAGUCCAGGGUAGUGAUCUUGCUGUGCAGCCUCCUCACACUUGCACUCUGACUCUAAGGUCCUGGGUUCAAUCCAUGCUGCCAAAAGAAAACUGUGGAUCUGCAUUAUACACUAUGGAAAAAAUGCUUGUGGGCAGUCUGUUCUAGUCUGUUCUGGUUCUCCCAGUGGAGUUGCAUGGUUGCUGAUGCAAUGUUGGGGAAAGCUCAAAAAAUCAUUGGCACUUAAUCAAUCUCAAUUUAAAGAACCAAUGGAAAAUUUCCCUCCUCGAGGUCAUAUUAAAUAAGGUCUUUACUAAGAUUGUCUGUACAUGAGUUUAAAGGAGAAUCUUUAAAUUAAACUUGUUAUAUUAGCCAUGCAACAUCUCUUUAACAAAUGAAGACAGGCUGGUGAAAUUAAUAUGAAUUUUAAAUAUUCAUUGUACGUAAGCAUUCAAUUUCUCAUGCACUAUGUAGCUGUGAGACAGCUUUCUUUAUCUGCAUUCAGACUAACAUACUGUCAUUCCCCUGUGCUGUUAGAUUUUUUUUUUUAACUUUUCAAUUGAUGAAACAGAAAAUUAAAGAUAAAAUAUGAAAACUUUUUCAGAUUUUUGUGGGUACAAAACUUCAAAGCAGCUUGUAUGAAACUGUUCACCUACUUCCUGUCCUGUUUUUGCAAGACUGGAAGCAGUGACCGGUUGUGUCCAGACAAAGAUCAGAAUAAUAAUUAAAAGAAUAAUACCAUGAUGCUGAAGACAACCUCCAAAAAGGAAGAAAGGGCUUUCCCCCUCCCCUCAUCGUAUGGUUCAUCAAAAUGCAAGAAAAAUUGUUCUGGAAAAAUUAUUUAAAAUAAAACUAUAUUCUUCUCAUGACAUCAGUUCUUGACAUUCCUUCUUUAAAUGCAGAAUUCAUUGGAAUUCUCAGUACAAAGACCAGACACCUGAGUACCCUUAACAAACCCACAUGUACUGCUAUGAGUGGAGAGAGCACUCACCCCUUUAAAAAACUGCAGUGCAAAUAAUCUCAUACUAGUAAAAUAGUCUGAAAAAAAUGUAGGAAGAAGUACAUGAAUUGUCAGGUAAGUGUUCCUUCCAAAAGCAAAGUAUUAAAAGUAUUAAAACCGCAGUCAGAUGUAAGGGAUGGGGACUUAGGCACAAGUCCCAGAGCAAUACGUUGCUUAACUCGUAAUAUUCCAUUGUUCUCAGUAAGUUGGAGCAUUUGGUGGCAGGAUUUAGGAAACGCUGACAUUUUAUAGUAAAUGCACAGGACACACAAUAAAGUUGCAGGUAAAAUGAGGAAUAUUUAAGAGAGAGAACAAUGUUACGUAUUCUGACUUCUACUUAAGGAAAAGAAUAAAACUUCUUGAUCAACAAUGUAUAUGCAUGGUACACAUAUAUAUAUAAAAUAAUAAUAAUAAGUGUGUAGACACACACUUAAAAAAAGGAUUUAUGAAAACUUAAGUUCAAGAAUAGGGAAGAAAUCUCAAGCAGGUACCUUUUGAAAAUCUGAGUAGCAGAUUAAUAAAAUUUCAGUACAAACACGGUUUAUUAUGUAACUAAGACACAUGCAUUUAUAUGCUGUUUAACCUAUUUUGUUAAUUAUUUUUCAUAUAUGUCGUAUCUAAUGUACAUAUGCUUUAUGUAUUAUAUUUUAGUUACCAUAUUCUACAUUACAUAUUAAAGUCACUUGGAUUCAA
Molecule: messenger RNA, 8227 nt
Organism: Taeniopygia guttata (zebra finch)
Lineage: Eukaryota; Metazoa; Chordata; Aves; Passeriformes; Estrildidae
Gene: AMER3
Product: APC membrane recruitment protein 3
Biological process (GO): regulation of canonical Wnt signaling pathway
Cellular component (GO): plasma membrane
Molecular function (GO): phosphatidylinositol-4,5-bisphosphate binding; beta-catenin binding
Source: RefSeq, a predicted model, not a curated record